Ramularia collo-cygni is the source of this 663-nucleotide messenger RNA. Its product is annotated as related to Protein GET1. The record is from RefSeq and is a predicted model, not a curated record. Bases 1 to 663 code for a protein of 220 amino acids. Gene Ontology annotation, cellular component: GET complex. Gene Ontology annotation, biological process: tail-anchored membrane protein insertion into ER membrane. The transcript has 2 exons. Lineage: Eukaryota; Fungi; Ascomycota; Dothideomycetes; Mycosphaerellales; Mycosphaerellaceae.
AUGUCGCCCACCAUCCUCGCCMUGGUCUUUGCCAUCCAGCUGGCCCUAUCACUCAUCAGUACCGUCGGCGCUCAAGCGAUCAAUGACCUCGCCUGGCGACUUUUCCUCCUGCUCCCCACCGAACACUCGGCCAACUCUGCCAAAACAACCCAACUGCGCAAUGAGGUUUUACGUCUCAAGCGAGAAAUGACUGCAGUCUCCGCUCAAGACAACUUCGCUAAGUGGGCGCGAUUGAGGAGGGAACACGAUAAAGCUAAGGAUAUCUACGACAAGAACGUCUCUCAAACCGGCGGCUUCCGAAGCUCUUUCGAUAGCAUUCUCAACAAACUACGAUGGCUGGGAACACAAGGUGUGAAUUUCCUGGUGAACACGUGGUUUUCGAAACAGGGCAUGUUUUGGCUACCUAGAGGAUGGGUGCCUUAUGCUGGAGAAUGGGUGCUGAGCUUCCCGCGGGCGCCGUUGGGAAGUGUGUCUGUCAACGUAUGGGGAAUGGCGUGCGGGAUGGUGGUUGGGCUGGUGGUGGAGGCUGCGACCGCUGCGUGGACAUUGAAGUCGAGGACGGAGGAGAUUAAGAAGGUGCAGGAGGUGACGGGGGAAAAAGAGAUCAAGUCAGAGAAGAAACAGGCACCGAAAGUGGAGAUUCGGCAAAGAAAAGAGCUUUAA